Molecule: messenger RNA, 483 nt
Organism: Kalmanozyma brasiliensis GHG001
Lineage: Eukaryota; Fungi; Basidiomycota; Ustilaginomycetes; Ustilaginales
Product: Membrane-associated, eicosanoid/glutathione metabolism (MAPEG) protein
Exons: 3
Coding region: 1-483 (160 amino acids)
Cellular component (GO): membrane
Source: RefSeq, a predicted model, not a curated record
AUGCCUCUCUUCGUUCUCAGCCCCGCCUCUCUGGCGCACUCGGCCCUCUUCGCCGGCUACUACACGUACCUCUCGUCCAACGUCAUUGUCAACCGACUCAGCUCCAACAUCUGGCUCGGCUCUGGCGAUGCUGACAAGGUGCACGGCCCGGGCGACAAGAAGACCCAAACUCCCGACGAGCUUGCCAAGCUGCAGAAGGCCGUGCGUGCCCACGGCAACUUUGCCGAGUCGGCCCCCUUUGCCUUCUUCCUCAUUUUCCUCGCUGAACUCAACGGUGCCCCCACCUCGCUCGUCCACGCCGCCUACACUACCCUCUUUGCCGCUCGUGUCGCCCACGGAAGCAUCGGCAUCCAGGCCGGAAACGGCGCUGCUAUCGGUCGUCCCGUCGGUGCUCUCGUCACCCUCGCUGUCACUCUCGGCGCCGGCCUCUACAACUUGAACCUCGGUUGGGAGCCCCUCAAGUCGUUCCUCGGCUUCAAGUGA